CACACCGGAAAUUCAGCUGUUGUUGUUACACUGGAAGAAGAUGGCUGCUGCUCCGACUUUUUUUCAAUGAAGACACUGAAAUUUCCUUUACAUUUCUUUCUUGCGUUGGAGUUACAGUCAUCCGCUAUGCAACCUAAUAGGGUGUGAAUGAUUUCAUUAGGAAGGUGACAGUGUGGGGCUGAAAGGACAGCAUCGUCUACCGACCCUCGCCUUGCAACUGGCGGUGGACCACAAUGCAACAAGUUUUAGAAUAUGCAUUGGAUCGAGCCGAGUACAUUGUUGAAAGUGCUCGACAACGACCUGCCAAAAGAAGAAUUGUAUCUGGUGGCAGAAAAAGUUUGUAUCAGAAACUCUAUGAGCUGUACCUGGAGGAGUGUGAAAAAGAGCCUGAGUUAAAGAAUUUGAGAAGAAAUGUGAAUCUACUGGAGAAGUUGGUGUCCCAGGAGUCGGUACCCUGCCUGGUGGUCAACCUGUAUCCGGGCAAUGAAGGCUACUCCCUCAUGCUCCGCGGCAAGAAUGGAUCUGACUCCGAGACGAUCCGGCUGCCGUAUGAAGAGGCGGAGCUGCUGGAGUACCUGGACUCCGAGGAGCUGCCCCCCAUCCUGGUCGACCUGCUGGAGAAGUCCCAGGUGAACAUCUUCCACUGUGGCUGCGUGAUCGUCGAGGUGAGGGACUACCGACAGUCUGGCAGUGCCAAGAUGCCCUCCUACCAGAGCAGACACAUCCUGCUCAGACCCACUAUGCAGACUCUGAUCUGUGAUGUCCAUGCCAUGACCAGUGACCACCACAAAUGGACACAGGACGAUAAGCUCCAGCUGGAGAGCCAGCUGCUCCUGGCCACGGCGGAGCCCCUGUGCCUGGACCCGUCCAUCUCCGUCACCUGCACGGCCAACCGGCUGCUGUACAACAAGCAGAAGAUGAACACGCGCUCCAUGAAACGGUGUUUCAAGAGGCACUCGCGCGCGUCGCUCAACAGACAGCAGGAACUGUCUCACCUGCCGACCCCGCCCCAGCUGCGUCUCUAUGACUACCUGCAGCGGCGGAAGGAGAGGCGCCCGGCCCCCGCCAUCGACCUCAAGAUCUCCAAGACUGGAAACUGUGUGGACAUGUGGAAGCAGAACAGCUGCCAGCUGACUGUACCCAGGGAAAUAGAUGUGGAGAAGUACGCUGUGGUGGAGAGGUCCCUGCAGCUGGAGGACCCCCAGCCUGUGGUCAUCUGGCCCGCCGAGGAGGUGAUGGACGACUACACGUUUGAAUGUGAGGUGGGGGGCCAGGCCCAGAGGACCACGGUCUCCAUCUUCCAGUCGAUGGGAGACCCGCUGGUCUACGGCAAGAUCUACUGUGCCAAAGAACCAAAGACCGAGGACGACUCCUCGGACCUUAAGCUCAUCCACCCACCUUUCCUCAUAGGCUCAAAGAUUGAUGCAGACCGCUUCCUCACGCAGUACAAAGGAGUGUACGAGAAAGAUGUCAAGUGUGCGGUGAAGAUGUCCCAUAGCUCGGUCAGCUUGGCCCCUCCCUCUCCCAGCAAGGACACAGAGGGAGACGGCCUGUCUGCCAUGGUCCAGACGUCGGUCCUGGGUAAAGGGGUGAAGCAUCGGCCCCCUCCAAUCAAACUACCGUCAGGAACCAGCAGCAGCACCUCAGGUAACCUCUACAGCCCCCAGGCCACGAGCGGCCUCCUCAAGUGCCCCACGCCGCCUCCGGUCAAGAACCAGUCUCUCACCAGGAAGCACUCCCUGGAGCUGGGUCAGAUGGGCCUGCUGUCCCCCGCCGCCCUCUCCCCCAUGGCCUCCACCCAGAGGUCGGGCACCCCCUCCAAGCCCUCCACCCCCACCAACACCCCCUGCUCCACGCCCCACCCGCUGGACUCCCUGCUGUGCUCCCCCCUCUCCCUGGCCCCGGCGGGCCCGGACCACCCCCAGGGCCUGCUGCCCACCCAGGGCCCGGCCGCCCUGCUGGCCCCCUACGCCACGCAGCAGCAGCAGCAGCAGCAGCAGCAGCAGCAGCAGCAGCAGCAGCAGCUGGCCCUGAGCCAGUCGCUGCCCGUCAUGACCAUCCCCCUGCCCACCAUCGCCACGGGGACCACCGCCCCCCCCGUCAUGGCGGGCCCGGCCGGCCUCAACUUCAUCAACGUGGUGGGCUCCGUCUGCAGUCCACAGACACUAAUGACCGGCUCCAACCCCAUGCUGGGCCCCAGCCUUAACCUGAGCGGGCUCCUGCCGGCAGGGGGCCUGAUGCCCGCCAUGCAGUCCACCCAGACCGGGAGUCCCUUUGGUCUGAACAGCAACACUGGGUUAGGACCUCUCAACCUGCUGCAGAUCCCUACGGGUCCUCUGAUCUUUAACUCACUGCAGCAGCAGCAGCUGUCCCAGUUCUCUCCCCAGCAGAGCCAGUCGGCCACUUCCAGUCCCCAGCAGCAGGGGGAGCUGGGUGAACAGGAGCAGAGUUUGGCCAACCAACAAACGGCCGUUCUCAACCUGGGAGUAGGGGGCUUCAUGUCUCCACAGGGUGCAGUGCUGUCCCAGCUAGGCUGUGGGCGUGACAGGUCUAGCUCCCUGCUGGCUCCGCCCAGGCUUCAGCAGCAGCUCCAGCCUCGCAUCCAAUUGCAAUUCUUGCGGCACCAAAUGCAGCAGCGAACGGCUUCGGCGGUGGCGGCGGCGGCCCGCAGGGAGGAGCCGCCGCCGCAUACCGCCAACCUGCCAAGAAGUAAGAGGAAGAGGAGCACACCGCAAGCCAUGCCCAAGUGAUGAUGAUGCAAUCCCCUCCCCCUCCCUCCCGCUCCCUAUCCCCACCCCCAGCCCUGACAUCAUGAGGACGGACUGAUCCAAACCGCGGACCAACAGCCUCGCCGUGGAGACUGGAAGGCGGGGCAGAAAAAAAAUACGUUUUGCUAAAUUUGUAUGAAUUUAUUUCUGUUUUUUUUUUUUAUUUUGUAGCUAUUGAAAAAAAAAAGGAUUAUGUUUGGGAGAGACGGUCGUCGCACGGUGUUAAGGAACCCUUCCCCCCCGUGGUCAUGGAGGACGCUAAGGAUUUAGCUCUUGUUAUGACCGCGAGCGGAGGCACUUUGGGGGGGGGGUUGAGCUUCAGCUUCCCUUACAGAAGUGGCUCGACAGAACGGGGUGUCAAGCGUGCGUUUUUUCAGGGGGAUCCCGUCCUUCCUCAGUGUGGCCCCCGCCCUCCCAUCUCAGCUGCCCCCCCCCCCCCCCACCCCCCACCCCCAGGGCAGGAAACACCCCGAAGCACAGCCCCGCCACGGCCUCGUCGGGAAAGCUCAACCAACACUAAAGAAAACAAAAGCCGCCGAGACUCCGCUGCCAAAACGCACGGUCGAGCGAUCGCUCCUUCUGAUUGGUUCAAAGUGUGGCGCGCGUGUCCCGCUCAUGUAAUGGAAACGGCGCCGCUUUGAACCAAUCCGAAACAGCCACUGGGAUGACGUGUGCUUCAGCCCCUCUGGCAGUGGCCCCUGUGGGAUCGACUUGUAACCAGUCUUUCCCAUCCUAGUGGUGGUGGUGGGACGAGGUCCCCUUUUACCUCUGUAGGUCUACUCUGAGCACGCCUGGCACGGGGCUCUGGCGGGGACUGGGAUCCCAACAUGCAACACGGUGUCCCUGCUUUUGUACAGCACAUCCUGACGCCUUUCCUUUUAAACUAGCUCCAGAGCCAAGAGUGUAUUCUUACGAGAACGUGCGUGUGUGUGUGUGAGAGAGUGUGUGUGUGUUUGUGCGUGUCUGUGAGCGAGAGAGAUAUUUCUGAACACUGAGGAAUAAUUUUUUUAAACAGUCUUUGUCAGCAGUUUUAUUGUUAUGGAGAAAAAAAUGAAUAUAUAUUGACAGUUGAAAAAUACAAGUUUUAGAUACAAAAAAAAAAAAAAAGACUUUCUUUGUGAUUCUUUAUUUUCCCGACGUGACGCUUUG
This is a messenger RNA of Gadus macrocephalus (Pacific cod), 3917 nucleotides long. It is a transcript of the gene supt20h, whose product is annotated as SPT20 homolog, SAGA complex component. The coding region runs from base 234 to 2750 and encodes 838 amino acids. Gene Ontology annotation, molecular function: transcription coregulator activity. Gene Ontology annotation, biological process: regulation of transcription by RNA polymerase II. The transcript is spliced from 24 exons. Gene Ontology annotation, cellular component: SAGA complex. Lineage: Eukaryota; Metazoa; Chordata; Actinopteri; Gadiformes; Gadidae. The record is from RefSeq and is a predicted model, not a curated record.